GCCGGGGGGAGGGGAGACAAGAUGGCGGCGACGGAGGAGCUGAGGCUGAGGUGAGAGACUCCGCGAGUCCCGACCCUAGCUAGAGUCGGCCGUCUGCUCCGUUCCAGCGCCGCGCUGCCGGCGAUUUCCUAGAAACAUGAUUGCUUGCUCGUGUUGAUCUCAGUUUGUGAAGACUCCUUCUCUGAUAAUGUCAAGUUCGGGCUACCCUCCUAACCAAGGAGCAUUCAGCACAGAACAGAGUCGUUAUCCUACUCACUCUGUCCAGUACACCUUCUCUAACCCUCGACAUCAGCAGGAGUUUGCAGUUCCUGAUUAUCGUUCUUCUCAUCUGGAAGUCAGUCAAGCAACUCAACUCUUGCAGCAGCAGCAGCAGCAGCAGCAGCAACUUCGUCGACGGCCUUCCUUACUUUCUGAAUUUCACCCAGGCUCUGACAGAUUUCACUGGGAUAAAAUUCAUACACUUGAAUAUUCAGCAGAGGGUAUUUGUCUGUCUAGGCCUCAGGAAAGGAGAACUGGCUAUGAGCAGCAAUUUCACCCAGGUCCGUCACAGACUGAUCAUGAUUCGUUGGAAUCUAAGCGACCACGUCUUGAACAAGUUUCAGAUUCCCACUUUCAGCGUGUUAGUACUGCUGUCCUGCCUUUAGUACAUCCUCUACAGGAGGGAUUGCGAUCUGCAGAUAUUAAGAAGGAACCAGCUUUUGGAGGCAAGCAUGAAGGGCCAUCUUCUCCAAUCUCUGGUCAGCCCUGUGGAGAGGACCAGAAUGCAUCACCUUCAAAACUGUCAAAGGAAGAGUUGAUACAGAGCAUGGAUCGUGUAGAUCGAGAAAUUGCAAAAGUGGAACAGCAGAUCCUUAAACUGAAGAAAAAGCAACAACAACUCGAAGAAGAAGCUGCUAAACCUCCAGAGCCAGAGAGGCCUGUCUCCCCUCCUCCAGUGGAACAGAAACACCGCAGUAUUGUCCAAAUUAUUUAUGAUGAAAAUCGGAAAAAAGCAGAAGAAGCUCAUAAAAUUUUUGAAGGUCUUGGUCCAAAAGUUGAACUGCCACUUUACAACCAACCAUCAGACACAAAGGUGUACCAUGAAAACAUCAAAACAAACCAAGUGAUGAGGAAAAAGCUGAUUUUGUUUUUUAAGAGAAGAAAUCAUGCAAGGAAACAAAGGGAACAGAAAAUCUGUCAACGUUAUGAUCAACUGAUGGAGGCAUGGGAGAAGAAAGUAGACAGGAUAGAAAAUAAUCCUCGCAGGAAAGCUAAAGAAAGUAAAACAAGAGAGUACUAUGAGAAACAGUUCCCAGAAAUCCGAAAGCAAAGAGAACAGCAAGAACGAUUUCAAAGGGUUGGCCAAAGAGGGGCUGGCCUUUCAGCAACUAUUGCUAGAAGUGAACAUGAGAUUUCUGAAAUCAUUGAUGGACUCUCUGAGCAGGAGAACAACGAAAAACAAAUGCGUCAGCUCUCUGUCAUUCCUCCCAUGAUGUUUGAUGCAGAACAAAGACGAGUGAAGUUUAUUAAUAUGAAUGGUCUGAUGGAGGACCCCAUGAAGGUGUAUAAAGACAGACAGUUCAUGAAUGUCUGGACAGACCAUGAGAAGGAGAUAUUUAAGGAAAAGUUUGUCCAACAUCCCAAGAACUUUGGUCUAAUUGCCUCCUACCUGGAAAGAAAGAAUGUUCCAGACUGUGUUUUGUAUUAUUAUUUGACCAAGAAAAAUGAGAAUUAUAAAGCCCUUGUGCGAAGAAAUUAUGGCAAACGUAGAGGAAGAAACCAGCAAAUUGCACGUCCUUCACAAGAAGAAAAGGUAGAAGAAAAAGUAGAAGAGGAGAAAGCAGAAAAAACAGAGAAAAAAGAGGAAGAAAAGAAAGAUGAAGAGGAAAAGGAUGAGAAGGAGGAAUCUAAAGAGAACACCAAAGAGAAGGAUAAAACAGAAAUUGCACCAGAGGAAACAGAGCAGGCUACUCCUAGGGGACGAAAAACUGCCAACAGUCAAGGUCGUCGUAAGGGGAGGAUCACCAGAUCAAUGACAAAUGAAGCUGCAGCAGCAAAUGCUGCUGCUGCUGCUACCGAAGAGCCACCACCACCUCUUCCUCCACCUCCAGAACCCUCUUCGGCAGAGCCUGUGGAGACCUCCCGCUGGACAGAAGAAGAAAUGGAAAUUGCUAAAAAAGGGUUAGUGGAACAUGGUCGCAACUGGGCAGCAAUAGCCAAAAUGGUUGGAACUAAAAGUGAAGCUCAGUGUAAAAACUUCUACUUCAACUAUAAAAGGAGACAUAAUCUGGACAACCUCCUUCAGCAGCACAAACAGAAAUCUUCACGAAGGCCUCGUGAGGAGCGGGAUGUAUCGCAGUGUGAAAGCGUGGCGUCAACAGUCUCUGCUCAGGAGGAUGAAGAUAUUGAAGCAUCCAACGAAGAAGAGAAUCCAGAAGACAGUGAGGGUGCUGAAAAUAGUUCAGAUACAGAGAGUGCUCCAUCUCCUUCACCAGUGGAAGCUUCCAAACCCAGUGAAGACGCUAUGUCUGAAAGCUCUGCUUCUAGGAUAACCACUGAGACAACAGCAGAACAGGAAUCUGCCAUUAAAACCGUACCUAGCACAUCCCCCUCCUCGGCAGCCCAAAGUACACAAACAGCUGAAAAUCAGAAUAUUGAGCUCCAAGUUAAGGAAGAAAUAAGUAAUGAGGCAGAGGAGCCAAUGGAGAUGGACAGUAGAAGCCACCCAGCUGAAGCUAAGCCUGUGCUCAACCUUCCAGUGCAUACCAAAGCAGAACCUGUAGAUGCUGAAAUGAGGUUACCAGAGAAUAUUCAAGUGAAAAUAGAGAAUGAUACCAAAGAGAGGGAUUUGGAGAAACCCAAGGAAAAGUCAGAACCUGAGGAAAUGGACUUUAGCCUGUCACAGCAGAGUAAUACAGCAAGACCAGAGCCCAAUUCAGACAAUGAUUCUAGUGCUACUUGUAGUGCUGAUGAAGAUGUUGAUGGGGAACCUGAAAGACAAAGAAUCUUCACUAUGGAUUCAAAGCCUUCACUGUUAAACCCUACUGGAUCUAUACUAGUAUCCUCCACAAUAAAACAAGGGCAGAUGGACUUGCAACAACUUCACCAUCGCGCUGCUGUAAUACCACCUAUGGUCUCUUGUAGCCCAUGUAAUGUACCUAUUGGAACACCCAUUAGUGGUUAUGCUCUCUAUCAGCGGCACAUUAAAGCUAUGCAUGAGUCAGCAUUGCUGGAGGAGCAGCGCCAGAGGCAGGAGCAUAUAGAUAUGGAGUAUAGAAGUUCUGCAAGCCCAUGUGGCACCUCCAAGAGCCCUAAUCUUGAGUGGGAAGGAAAAUCAGUUGCUUAUAUGCCUUACGUUGAGGUCAAACGAGCAAUAGAACAGGAAGCACAGGUGCAAAACACAGCAGGAAGGUCGGCAUCACCAUACAGGCUAUCUCCAAGAGAAGUCAGUAAAGCCUCGCCACAGCCUGAUAUGAAUGCAGCUCGCUAUAGUGUCCCACCAGUUCUCCAGCCUGCUCCUCAUCAAGUAAUAACAAAUAUACCUGAAGGGGUCCGGCUCCCAACAACCCGGCCGACCAGACCACCACCUCCACUCAUUCCAUCCUCCAAAACUACUAUGCCAUCAGAAAAACCAUCAUUCAUUAUGGGAGGCUCAAUCUCACAAGGAACACCUGGCACUUACUUAACAUCCCAUAGUCAAGCUUCUUAUAGUCAAGAACCAGCAAAGCCAUCCGUGGGAUCCAUAUCUCUUGGCCUGCCGAGGCAACAGGAGUCUGCCAAACCUGCUUCCAUACCCUACAUCAAGCAAGAAGAGUUCUCUCCCAGAAGCCAGAAUUCCCAGCCUGAGGGCCUCUUGGUCAGGGCACAGCAUGAAGGUGUGGUCCGAGGUACCACAACAACCAUACAAGAAGGAAGUAUAACACGAGGAACUCCAGCCAACAAAGUUCCUGUUGAAACCAUCCCGUCUCUGCGAGGCUCCAUUACUCAGGGUACACCAGCUUUGUCCCAGUCUGGCAUUGCUGCUGAUGCAUUGCUGAAAGGAACCAUCACCCGACUGGCUACCGAAGACAGCAGCCCUGAGAAGUGCCGAGAGGAAGCUGCAGCCAAAGGCCAUGUUAUUUAUGAAGGCAAGAGUGGGCAUAUCUUAUCAUAUGAUACUAUUAAGAACAUCCGAGAAGGAACCAGGAGUCCAAGGACUGCUCAUGAAAUCAGUUUAAAGAGAAGUUAUGAUACGAUGGAAGGAAAUAUAAAACAAGGAAUGUCAAUGAGGGAGUCUCCAGUGUCUGCACCAUUAGAGGGGUUAAUAUGCCGUACACUGCCUAGGGGCAGCCCGCAUUCAGAACUGAAGGAGAGGACUGUGCUGUCUGGCUCUAUAAUGCAAGGUACACCAAGAGCAACAGCUGAGAGUUUUGAAGAAGGCCUGAAGUAUCCUAAACAGAUUAAGAGAGAGUCUCCUCCCAUACGGACAUUUGAAGGAGCCAUAACCAAGGGAAAGCCUUAUGAUGGAGUCACUACCAUUAAAGAAAUGGGCCGUUCCAUUCACGAAAUCCCAAGACAGGACCUUUUAAGCCAAGAAAGUCGCAAGACUCCUGAAAUAGUACAAAGUGCAAGGCCAAUUAUGGAAGGCUCCAUUUCUCAGGGUACACCCAUAAAAUAUGAAAGCAACUCCGGCCAGUCUGCUAUCAAACACAAUGUAAAAUCUUUAAUCACUGGACCAAGUAAACUGCCCCGUGGAAUGCCUCAGCUGGAAAUGGUACCAGAAAACAUGAAGGCGGUAGAACGAGCAAAAUAUGAAGAUGUGAAGACUGGGGAGGCUGUACGUUCCCGUCCUACAUCGGUGGUCAGCUCUGGCACCUCUGUCCUCAGGUCAACUCUUCAUGAAACUCCCAAAUCACAAUUGAGCCCUGGGAUUUAUGAUGACACCAAUGCAAGGAGGACACCUGUGAACUAUCCAAGUCCUAUGUCCAGGAGUUCACCUAUGAUGAACAGAGUUACUGAAGCUGGAAUAUCUUCUGGGAAGCCUGCUAAUCAUGAAAGGAAAACCACACUUACCCCAACGCAGAGAGAGAGCGUACCAGCGAAAUCUCCAGUCCCAGGGGUUGAUCCUGUAGUAACUCACAGUCCGUUUGACUCCCAUCAUAGAGGCUCUACUCCAGAAGUCUACAGGAGCCAUCUCCCCCCUCAUUUAGAUUCAGCCAUGCAAUUUCACAGGGCUCUGGAUCCUGCUGCUGCUGCAUACCUGUUCCAAAGGCAGCUUUCACCUACCCCAGGUUACCCAAGUCAGUAUCAACUUUAUGCAAUGGAGAACACACGGCAGACAAUCCUAAAUGACUAUAUUACCUCACAGCAGAUGCAGGUUAAUUUACGUCCUGAUGUAACCAGAGGACUAUCUCCUAGAGAGCAAACUUUAGCUCUCCCAUAUGCAGGAGCCAGAGGAAUUAUUGACCUGAACAAUAUGGCUCCCACUAUCUUAGUCCCUCAUCCAGGAGGAACAAGUACCCCUCCAAUGGAGAGAAUCACUUAUAUCCCUGGCACCCAGCUCACGUUCCCUCCGAGGCCUUACAACCCUGCAUCUAUGUCACCAGGACACCCUACGCAUCUGGCUGCGUCUGCAGCUGCCAACGCUGAGAGGGAGCGGGAGAGGGAACGGGAGAAGGAGCGGGAGAGGGAACGUGAAAGGGAGCGGGAGAGAGAACGAGAGAGGGAGAGAAUCACUGCAGUUCCUGCUGAGCACUACCUUCGGCCUGGUACAGAGCAGCCUGGCAGACCUGGCAGUCAUGGAUACGUUCGCUCACCUUCUCCUUCUGUUAGAACCCAAGAGAACAUGCUGCAGCAAAGGCCCAGUAUUUUCCAAGGAACCAAUGGGACAAGUGUAAUUACCCCUCUGGAUCCUGCUGCUCAGCUACGCAUCAUGCAGCUCACGCCUGGAGCCCCCUCCAUAACUCCUGGGUUGCCUGCUUCCCGUUACAAUACUGCUGCUGAUGCCCUAGCUGCAUUGGUGGAUGCUGCAGCCUCUGCUCCUCAGAUGGAAGUUGUCAAAGCAAAAGAGCACAAGCAUGAAGGAACCAGAAUAGAAGAGAACAUGGGGCGCAGGUCAACGGUGGUUAGUGAACAGCAGCAACAGAUGGAGCAGAAAACACUGGAAGCAGAAAAGAGGUCUGUUCAGUGCCCGUACACAUCGGCAGCUUUUUCCAGUGGCAAGUCCCAGGGUCCGUCUUCAUCGGUAGUUUAUUCAGAGGCUGGUAAAGACAAAGGGCAUCCUCCUAAAUCCCGGUACGAGGAAGAGUUAAGGACUCGUGGGAAGACCACCAUAACUGCUGCUAACUUCAUAGAUGUGAUCAUCACUCGGCAGAUUGCUUCGGACAAGGAUGCACGGGAUCGGGGUUCACAAAGUUCAGAUUCUUCUAGCAGUUUAUCUUCCCACCGAUAUGAAGCACCCGGAGAUGCCAUUGAGGUGAUUAGCCCUGCAAAUUCACCUGUACCUCCCCAAGAAAAACUACAACCCUACCAACAAGAGGCACCCAAACCAAGCCAGGCAGAAAGUGAUCCCAACAGGCAGUAUGAAGGUCCAGUUCACCGAUAUAGGACACAACAGGAAUCUCCUUCUCCACAGCAGCCUCCACUGCCUUCCUCUCAGGCAGAGGGGAUCGGACAUGUACCUAGGACCCAUCGUCUGAUCACACUUGCUGACCAUAUCUGUCAAAUUAUUACACAAGACUUUGCUAGAAACCAAGCGGCCUCACAGGCAUCCCUGCAGCCUCCAACUAGUACAUUCCAGAACUCUGCUCCUGCUUCAGCUGCUACCCCUACUCGGGCAAAGGCUUCAAACCGCUACAGCCCUGAGUCGCAGUCACAGUCUGUUCACCAUCAACGGCCAAGUGCCAGAGUGUCUCCUGAAAAUCUCUCUGACAAAUCCAGAGCAAGACCUGGGAAGUCCCCAGAGAGAAGUCAUGUCUCUUCAGAACCCUAUGAGCCAAUCUCACCGCCUCAGGUCCCAGUUGUACAUGAGAAACAAGACAAUAUUCUAUUGCUUUCCCAAAGAAAUGAGCCUGCUGAACAGAGGACUGACUCUCGCUCUCCGGGGAGUAUAAGUUACCUGCCUUCAUUUUUCACCAAGCUUGAGAACACCUCUCCAAUGGUGAAGUCCAAGAAACAGGAGAUAUUUCGUAAGUUGAACUCCUCUGGUGGAGGUGACUCUGACAUGGCAACUGCUCAGCCAGGAACUGAAAUAUUUAAUUUGCCAGCAGUCACUACCUCAGGUGCAGUCAGUUCUAGGGGUCAUUCCUUUGCAGAUCCUGCCAGUAAUCUGGGUCUGGAAGACAUUAUUAGGAAGGCACUGAUGGGCAGCUUUGAUGACAAAGGGGAGGAUCAUGGAGUUGUAAUGUCCCAGCCUAUGGGGAUAGCACCUGGUAGUUCCAACCCUGCAGUCUCAGCUAAUAGCGAGGCCCGUAGAGAGGAAGCUAAUCCAUCACCCAAUUCAGGAGGGGGAGUUGGCAAGCAGAAGUUAAUUGGCAAGUCUAAUAGUAGGAAGUCUAAAUCUCCUAUUCCUGGGCAGGGAUACUUAGGAACUGAGAGACCUUCCUCUGUCUCAUCUGUACAUUCAGAAGGAGAUUACCACAGGCAGACUCCAGUGUGGGCCUGGGAAGACCGGCCUUCUUCAACAGGAUCAACUCAGUUUCCUUACAACCCCUUGACAAUGCGGAUGCUCAGCAGUACACCACCAACGUCCAUUGCAUGUGCCCCGCCAUCCAUGAGCCAAGCAGCCACUCACCAACAGAACAGGAUAUGGGAGCGAGAGCCUGCACCACUGCUUUCAGCACAAUAUGAGACUCUGUCUGACAGUGAUGACUGAACUAUGCAGAGUUUUUUUAAUUUGUGGGUCGAAAAAACUCUAUUUUUGACUUAUGCCCAAAGGGACUUCCCAAGAGAGCAAGGGCCACACACGAAGAAAUGAUGGGGAGCUAUUUGGAGAGUAAAUCGAAAAGAUUCCGUCUGCACAAACCACGUGUAGGAGGAUCGUGAUCGAGGAGGGUUGACGUACUAAAGAUAAAUAUGUAAAGACUUUUUAAAAAGUGGACUAUUCCUGUUCUACAUCUAUUUGUAAAGAAAACCAUAAUGUCUUUAAAUCAUUCUUCUGUAAAUAGAGAGUACUUUUUGCAGUGU
Molecule: messenger RNA, 8142 nt
Organism: Emys orbicularis (European pond turtle)
Lineage: Eukaryota; Metazoa; Chordata; Testudines; Emydidae
Gene: NCOR1
Product: nuclear receptor corepressor 1
Exons: 48
Coding region: 188-7831 (2547 amino acids)
Biological process (GO): negative regulation of transcription by RNA polymerase II
Cellular component (GO): chromatin
Molecular function (GO): nuclear thyroid hormone receptor binding; transcription corepressor activity
Source: RefSeq, a predicted model, not a curated record